UGCACAAAAAAAAUUAGGACUUGAUACUUCACUUGUUUAUUGACUUACUUUGCCUAGGAGGAAUUAAGUACGUUUCUCAUAUCUUUUGUAUGCUUGUGAUUGAAAUUUAUCAGUCUUGAUAAGUAAAUUUUGAGGAUUAACAGGGAAACCCUAAGUAUGAUGGAAUUUCUUAACCAGCCAAAUGUACACAUUGGUGAUCCAGACCAUGUUAAGCAUGUUAUAGAACAGUUGAUUCAGUAUGGCCCAGACAAAUUACAGGUUGUGUGUGAUUUUGAUUUUACACUUUCAAAAUACUAUGAAAAAGGGAAGCCCUGCUCAAGUUGUCACAAUCGUAGCAGACUUUGAUAGAACUUUGACGAAGUACAUCCACAAGGGUCAUGUCUGUGCUACCUGUCAUUAUGUGUUAGAGGAAGGAUCCUUGCCAGAAUUGUACAAGGAGAAGGCAAGAACUCUCAGAGAUACAUACUUUCCCAUAGAAACCAAUCCUAAAUUAUCAGUGGAGGAGAAAAUUCCUAAGAUGAUUGAAUGGUGGACAAAAUCCCAUGGUUUGCUAGAAACAUGUGAAAUAUCCAGAGAUUCUAUACAGCACUGUGUAUCCUCAUCUACUGCUAAACUUAGAGACGGAUGUUCUUGGUUUUUCGAUGAGCUAAAGAAGUAUGAGGUACCAGUGUUGAUAUUUUCAGCAGGGAUUGGUGACAUUAUUGAGGAAGUUAUAAAACAACAAUCAACCAUGCAUGACAAUAUGCACAUUGUAUCAAAUUAUAUGAAGUUUAAUGAAAAGGGUCAAAUGACUGGAUUCCAGAAUGCCAUUAUACAUGUUUACAACAAGAACGAGAAUGCUAUCCACGAUUCUGCUUAUUUCCAGAAUAUAGAACAUAAAACUAGUAUGAUUUUAAUGGGUGAUUCCCUAGGAGAUCUACACAUGGCUGAUGGUGCAGAGGUCGAUCAUAAACUAAAAAUAGGAUUUCUUAAUACAAGGGUAGAAGAAAGCCUGGAGCUAUACAAGAAGAAGUAUGACAUUGUAUUAGUUGAAGAUGAAACACUAGACGUCCCAAAUAAUUUAUUACGUAGCAUUCUAGAAAGAUGAUGAAAAUUGUUUAAUAGGUUGUUUUAAAGUUGUUAUUUAUCUAUACAGCUGAUUCAAAUGCCCUAUGCAAUUUUUUACUGCUUUUGAAAUUGUUGAGUGUUGUCAACUUUUUGCAAAGAUCUCCACAUUGAUAGACUUUAUAAGAGAUAUUUCAGAAGUGAAAUAACUCUGUUGUACUUAUUUUUUUUUUAUUUUAGAAGGUUUAGGAGGAGCAUAGAAAUAGUCUCUUAAUAUUCCUAGAGUGUUUAUGAAUAGUUAUUAGCAAAAUUUAGACAUUUGAGGGGAUAUACGAGGGCAAAGGGAGUAUAGAUAUUUGAGGGGCUAUACCUGACUAAAGGGAGAUUACUUUUUAAAUAAGUGUAGAAUUUGUAAUAUCUUGGUUAUACAAUGCUUUCUUAUGCAGUCAAGAGAACAUAUUUUUAAAAUAAUCUUUGUAACCAAGAACCUUAGAAUGUAUUCAUGAAAAUGGGUGACACAAACAUCUAUAGAGUUUUGUCCCUUUAUCUAAUUUUAUCCCUUAGAUAAGGUCUUAUACUGUGUCGACACUUUUCUGUUUAAGAUAGCCAUGCCAUAAAUGUCUACGUGACUUGAGAAAUUUUUUACUUCCUGAUGAAGGUAACUCCAGAGAUGUAUUAAAUUUAUAAAGUAUUAUUCUAAAAUUUCGACAUGUUAUCAGGUCAUAGUAACCUUUACAAGUGACCUUUCUGCAAAAAGUGUCCAGAUUAUAUUAAUCUGUACAUUAAUCAAUAAAAUUAACAUAAUUUUUAAAGGCUUGAAUAAGUUAACUAUUUUUGAAUUUUCAAGAGAUAAAGAUAUGAUAACAGAAAAUCAGUUUGGUGUUCAAUUAUAUUUUAAUAGACAAAGAUAUGUUCAUAAUAAAAGAAAAUCUGUUUGAUGUAUGUAAGGCAAUCUUGAAUUAUAUUUUUAAUUGAAUACUGGCAAAGAGAUGUUAAUAUGUAUCAAGCAAGCCGUCUUGAUGUUAAAUUGAUAGUUUGAUUGCAGACAAUUCAAAGGCUGUGAAAUUUACUUAUUUAAGAUUAAUUUUGAAAGGUAUAAUUUCUUACCAAGUUUUAUUUAUUCUGAGUUUCAGGAUUGAACAUCUUUAGUUUAUAUUUAUUUUACUUGUAAUUUUUAUCCAAAUAUUAAAAAAGGUUAGUUUUGUAUUAAAAUUCAUAAACAUUA
Mytilus californianus (California mussel) is the source of this 2269-nucleotide messenger RNA. Its product is annotated as cytosolic 5'-nucleotidase 3-like. The record is from RefSeq and is a predicted model, not a curated record. Gene Ontology annotation, molecular function: 5'-nucleotidase activity; magnesium ion binding. Gene Ontology annotation, cellular component: cytoplasm. NCBI's taxonomy places the organism in Eukaryota, Metazoa, Mollusca, Bivalvia, Mytilida, Mytilidae. The coding region runs from base 239 to 1087 and encodes 282 amino acids. The transcript is spliced from 10 exons.